This is a messenger RNA of Aspergillus pseudotamarii, 1571 nucleotides long. Its product is annotated as MIP/aquaporin family protein. Gene Ontology annotation, molecular function: glycerol channel activity; water channel activity. Gene Ontology annotation, biological process: water transport; glycerol transmembrane transport. The record is from RefSeq and is a predicted model, not a curated record. The transcript is spliced from 3 exons. Gene Ontology annotation, cellular component: plasma membrane. The coding region runs from base 92 to 1147 and encodes 351 amino acids. NCBI's taxonomy places the organism in Eukaryota, Fungi, Ascomycota, Eurotiomycetes, Eurotiales, Aspergillaceae.
CACCCUAGCACUGAAGAGGUGCUUUUCAUGCUCCUUGCAAGAACUUGACAUCCCGUUUGUAGAGGGAUAUUCUUAAUUCAUUAUCGUUAGCAUGAAGCAGAUUAUUGAGCGUACGACUGACCACCAGGAUGGCACGCAUGUUGCCGUCCUCUCAACUGAUAAGCCUGUGUCUCCUACGCUAGGUAUCGCCCUCAGCUCAGAUGAGAGGGAGCCCGUUCACCCCCAGCUUCUAUGGGGUAAGGUGAGAGAACACAUCCGCGAUGGCGCUUCCGAGUUCUUCGGCACAAUGAUAUUAGUUCUCUUUGGAGACGGCGUUGUCGCACAGGUUACCCUGAGCCACGGCGAGAAAGGCGACUACCAGUCCAUCUCAUGGGGCUGGGGCCUCGGAGUCAUGCUCGGCGUCUAUGCUAGCGGGAUAUCAGGCUCACACAUCAACCCCGCCGUAACCCUCGCCAGCUGCAUCCUGCGCCAAUUCCCCUGGCGCAAGUUCCCCGUCUACCUCGUCGCCCAAGUCCUCGGCGCCAUGUGCGGCGCAGCAAUCGUCUACGGUAACUACAAAUCCGCUAUCGACGUCUACGAAGGCGGUCCAGGCAUCCGAACUGUCCCGGGCUACUCCCCCACCGCAACGGCCGGAAUCUUCUGCACCUACCCAGCCGCCUUCAUGACCCGAACAGGCCAAUUCUUCUCCGAGUUCAUCGCCAGCGCCAUCCUCAUGUUCAUGAUCUUCGCCCUGAAAGAUGACACCAACCUCGGCCCCGGCCCCCUCACACCCCUCGCCCUGUUCUUCGUUGUCUUCGGCAUCGGUGCCUGCUUCGGUUGGGAGACCGGAUACGCCAUAAACCUGGCCCGGGACUUCGGGCCCCGUUUACUAACCUAUAUGCUCGGAUAUGGUCCGCAGGUCUGGGCUGCUGGGAAUUAUUACUUCUGGGUACGUUCUCCUCCCCCUUCGCCCGCCUCGCACAUUACCCUAAAUGAUAAUAAAAUCACUGAGGGUGUACCUUCGGCGGGUGGAUCUACGAUCUAUUCCUCUAUACCGGGGCCGAAACCCCAAUCAAUACACCCUACGUCGGUCUCCGGAGACUCAUCACACCCCUACGUCCAAAGCGCCACAACUCGGGAAGUCAUGUAUGACCGACUGGGGCCCUGAACAACAUAUAAGUAUGAAUCGAAAAAAGCUAUGUAACCGGACUAUGACAGCUUCGACUCUACCGCAGAUAUUGCCCCUAACUAAGUUCCAUCACAAGACGGACUUCUGAUCCUAGAAGUCAGUGCCAGGGUUCUUUACGACUAUCCAUAGCAACUUAUAAUGAAAUCCGUGGUAUUCAUGGCUUGGGGCUGUUUGGGGGUGAUUCAGUCUUCUGUCUUUCUGUGAGGAAACUUAUCGACUAGUGGAUAUCCUUUCCUACCUCAUAUUCUUGUAGUAGUCUGUGCCUGUAACUCGACUACCUGAGUAAGGAAUUAUUUCCUCAAAUGGCAACGGUCUUAUGACCGGCAGACCCUACACUAUGGUUACCACCGUUUCAUUCUUGGCUCUCAAUAUUUACAAGUUAACUUAAGAUCGGGUAGCGUCG